Molecule: messenger RNA, 4303 nt
Organism: Phyllostomus hastatus (greater spear-nosed bat)
Lineage: Eukaryota; Metazoa; Chordata; Mammalia; Chiroptera; Phyllostomidae
Gene: NACAD
Product: NAC alpha domain containing
Exons: 8
Coding region: 97-4179 (1360 amino acids)
Biological process (GO): protein targeting to membrane
Cellular component (GO): nascent polypeptide-associated complex; cytoplasm
Source: RefSeq, a predicted model, not a curated record
CCACCCCCCCCUCCCUCCCGGGCGAGGGGCGGUGGCCGAGGCGUGAGCUCCACGGGAGGGACUCACGGACGGACGGGACAGAAGGACUGCCAGGCCAUGCCCGGGGAGGCAGCCCGCGCAGAGCGACUGCCGCCGCCGGAGGCAGGAGGCCCCGGGCCCCGCAAAGACCUGUCCUGCGACGCCGCCGAGGCCGCCAGCCCAAGAGGGGACCGGCUGGUGCCAUGCGCCCUGACUCCCGGACCCAGCGCCCUGGCCCUCGAGUUCCUGCCCAGCAAGCCGGGCGCCCGGCCCCCACCCGAGGGAGCCAGCUGGGAUGCAGGGCCCGGCCGGGCACCCUCACCCUGGGCAGCCCCCGAGGAGGGCAGCCCUAGCUCAGGGCCCCCCGAGGUCCAGCCCCCCGAAGGGCCUCUCCCAGCAGCCCUGGAGCCGCGGAUCGUGAUGGGGGAGGAGACCUGCCAGGUGCCCCUGCCGCCCCCCCGGGCAGCCCUGCCCCUGCCGCGGCCCAGGGACCAGGAGCAGCGGCCCCAGAGCCGGAGCCCGCCCACCGCGCUGUGUCCUCAGGGCGACCUUCCUGUGCCUUUCCCUGCCCCUGACCCCGACUCCUACUUCACGCCUCCCUCCACCCCCAGCGAGGCCCCCGCCCUGCUCCCGGGCCCCCGGCUCCGCCAGGACCGGGAGGGCCCCCAGGCCGAGCCUGAGGCCUCCGGGGACUCGCCGCCCGCCUCGCCCUCCGGCUCCUACGUCACCGCGGACGGGGACAGCUGGGCCUCGUCCCCGUCGGGCUCCCUCAGCCUGCUGGCCCCCUCGGAGGGGCUGGACGCGGCCUCGGACUGGGGCUCCCCCCCGCCAGAGUCGGAGGCCCACGAGUGGGCGCUGCCCCCCGGGGGGUCCCCGGGGCCACCGUCUCCAGAGUCCAGCCUCUCCACGGCCAGCAGCUCCUCCUGCGGCCAGGAGGCCCACUUCUUCGAGCUGGAUUUCCUGGCUGACGACCCGAUGGUCCCCGCCGCCCUCCUGCCGUUCCGGGGCAGCCUGAUCUUCCAGGUGGAGGCCGUGGAGGUGACGCCGCUGCCCCCGGGGCCGGGGCAGGAGGCCGCAGCCCCCGGCAGGGACCAGGCCGGCGAGGACGAGGACGCGGACGCCAGCAGCUUCACGUCCUCCCUGCAGUCCCUGUCCGACCUCUCCAUGGCCGAGGGCGUGGACGAGGCCUUCGCCUUCCAGGACGACGCCUCGGCCGCCUCCUCCGACCCCGACUCGGCCUCCUACGCGGGGGCGGAGGAUGAGCGGCUGUACAGUGGUGAGCCCCAUGCGCAGCCCGCCGCCCCGCCAGGCCCAGAGUCCGGCUGGGCAGCCCCCGCCGGGCUCCCCGGGGCAGCUCGGCCCCAGCGGCAGGACGCGGGGGCCGCCUCAGGCCCUGAGCCCAGCCCCAAGCGCUGGGCCCCGGGAGGGGAGGCGAGCCGGACGCCCCGCCGGGGGGCUCUGCAGGACCCGGAAGAGGACGCAGGCCAGGAGCCCCCACCCGAAGAGGCGGGCCGCACCCCACCUGAGGAUGCCGCCCCUGCAGCCACGUGCCUGCCCCGCCGGGAUGCGGCCAGCCCUCUCGCCCUGCAGACGGACACAGGCUGCGGCUCCGGGGCCCAGCCCCCGGGCACCGGGGCCCAGCAGGGGGGAGGCAGCACCUGUGGCCGGAAGCCAGACCUCGGGAAGGACACGGGCCACACGGGGGACCCAGGGCCCCGGGCCUUGGGCCCCACCCGACAGGGUUGUCCAGAGCCAGCUGCAGACGCCGGGAUGUGCUGGGCCCCACGUGGAGAUGUGUGCUCCCCCGAGACUGCCACGGAGGCCCCAGAUACCCCUGAACUCGCUUCAAAGACCCAGGACACCCCUGAACUGACCUCGGAGGCCCCGGAUACCCCUGAACUCGCUUCAAAGGCCCAGGAUACCCCUGAACUCACCUUGAAAGCUCUGGACACCCCUGAACUGACCUCAGAGGCCCAGGACACCUCUGAACUCCUCCUCUUGAAGGCCCAGGACACCCCUAAACUCACUUCAAAGGCCCAGGACACCCCUGAACUCACCUUGAAAGCUCUGGAUACUCCUGAACUGACCUCAGAGGCCCAGGACACCCCUGAACUCACCUUGAAAGCUCUGGACACCCCUGAACUGACCUUGGAGGCCCCGGAUACCCCUCAACUCCUCCUCUUGAAGGCCCAGGACACCCCUGAACUCACUUCAAAGGCCCAGGACAUGCCUGAACUCACCUUGAAAGCUCUAGAUACCCCUGACCUGACCUUGGAGGCCCAGGACACCCCUGAACUCACUUCAAAGGCCCUGGACACCCCAGAAUUCGCCAAGGAGGCCCUCAACACCCCCGAGCCGGCUGCGGAUAUCCAGGACCCCUCACAUCCCCCCAUGGAGACCCUUGACACCCCAGACUCCCCCAGCCCUACCGUGGAGGUUCUGGAUACUUCUGAGCCCUCGGCAAAGACCCCAGACCUCCCCAAUCCCACCUUGGAGCUCCCAGACACCGCUGAGCCUGCUGCGGAGAUCCAAGUCCCCCCGCAGUGCCCUAUGGAGGUCCUGGACCACCCGGACCUCCACAAGGAGGACUCGGGCUGCCCCAAGGUCACCUUGGAGACCCCAGAACCUUCACAUCUCCCCACAGAACCCGUGGACUCCCCCAAAGAGACCCUGGCUCCACCUGGGCCUCCCUCCAGGGGGGCCGAAGUAGCUGAAGGUCUGCUGGCCCCCCACGGAGAAGCCCCUCACGGGGCCCCCCUGCCUGUUGGUGAGGGGGCUGAGCCCCACUCACCCUCACAGGAGGCCCCAGGGGCGGAGGAACGGGGGCCCGGCAGCCUCAGGCCGCCCUCCCGUGGCCCUGGGCGGGCUCCUGGAAGCAGCGGCCCCCAGGCUGGCGCGGUGCACGCCCAGAGCCACGCAGGGACUGGGGGGGUCACGCCGGGGCCCAGGCCGCAGCCGGCUGUGGCCUCGGAGUCUCCAGCAGGGGCUGCGCCCAGGCUGGGCGGAGGCUGCCCCGAGGAGCCUGUGCCCCCAUCUGCACCGCGGCCCCCACGGCCGGAGCUGAGCCCGGGUGGGGACGAGCAGGCCCGGGCGGCCCCUGGGGCCCCCGGCCCCUCCCCACCGCAGCCGCGGGGCAGGCUCCGGAGCCCUGGGCCCCCCACUCCCGGCGCACUCACGGGGGCGGCCCCUCCCCCGGCAGCACCCUCCGUCCCCUGCCCUUGCCAGGGUCCCCGAGAGGGCUCGGGUGAGGACCAGGAGCCCCCCAGCUCUCCAGACCGCCUGCCACCCCAGGCAGGAGCCCCACGGGCAGUGGCCGCCUCCUCAGGAACCAGGAAGCCCCCCGGGGCUGGGCCACGGGUCAGCCUCCCGCCCCACGCCCCCCUCCUCAGCCCCUCGGCUGCCCCCGUGGGGGGCACCCAUACCAAAGACCCGGCCUUGUGGAUCCCACCCCCCUGCCAAGUGCCUCCUGGCUCUGGGCCCCGGAGCCCGGCCAGCCCUCAAGGGUCCCCGGCCACGGAGCAGCAGGAUGACCAAGACAGUCUGGAGGAAGAGUCGCCCCGGGCCCCAGGCCAGCCCUCGGACAGCCACGGGGAGUCGUCCGCCGAGCUGGAGGAGCAGGAGCCCCCAGGACCUCAGGCCGUGCAGGGCUCAGCCCAGGCCCCGGCCAGCGGCAGCGAGGAGACGUCGGCCAAAGCCAAGCAGAGCCGCAGCGAGAAGAAGGCCAGGAAGGCCAUGUCCAAGCUGGGCUUGCGGCAGAUCCAGGGCGUCACCAGGAUCACCAUCCAGAAGUCCAAGAACAUCCUCUUUGUCAUCGCCAAGCCCGAUGUCUUCAAGAGCCCGGCCUCGGACACCUACGUGGUCUUCGGGGAGGCCAAGAUCGAGGACCUGUCCCAGCAAGUGCACAGAGCAGCCGCCGAGAAGUUCAAGGUGCCCACGGAGCCCUCCGCCCUGGUCCCCGAGUCCGUGCCGGGGCCACGGGUGAGACCGGAGUGUGAGGAGGAGGAGGAGGGCGAGGAGGAGGAGGUGGACGAGGCGGGCCUGGAGCUGCGGGACAUUGAGCUGGUGAUGGCCCAGGCCAACGUGUCCCGGGCCAAGGCCGUGCGGGCCCUGCGGGACAACCAGAGCGACAUCGUCAACGCCAUCAUGGAGCUGACCAUGUAGCCACGGGCCAGUGCGCGGCCCCACCCCGACCCCAGCUCUGCCGCCCAGGGAAUGGGGGUUCCCUUCGCCUCUGCUCCUGCUGCAACCGCUCCCCAAGCGUAGCCUCUCGCCCAGCGGGGCGUGG